AUGGCUUCAAGGCAGGAUAAGGUACAGUCGGAUACGUCAGAUAAAAAUAUGGCAGAUCCGAAGCUUGGAAAAGGUAUCCAGGUCUUGGUACCUAAUCCAGAUCACACAUUUACAUUGAAUGAAGAGGAAUUGGAAAAGUUAUUUUUGAGUGAGGAUGUCAAAGAUUGUCCGGCUGUCGUCAUCUCCAUCGCAGGCGCUUUCCGGAAAGGCAAAUCUUUUCUUCUGAGCUUUUUCCUUCGUUAUAUGCACCAAAGGUAUAAUUUGAGGAGCGCUGGUAGCGAGUGGCUCGGGAAGGAAGGCGAACCGCUGGAAGGGUUCAGUUGGCGCGGCGGCUCCGAGCGACACACUACGGGGUUGCUCUUCUGGUCACAGCCUUUUAUUGCCACUCUGGACAGUGGAGAGAAGGUGGUGAUAUACCUGAUGGAUACUCAAGGCACUUUCGACAGCCAGUCCACAGUUAAGGACAAUGCAACUGUGUUCGCCAUCUCCACGAUGCUGUCUUCAGUCCAGAUAUAUAACUUAUCCGUAAACAUUGAAGAAGAUGACUUACAACAUUUACAAUUAUUUACAGAUUACGGAAGGUUGGCGUUAGAGAGCAGCGGCGGCAAACCGUUCCAAAGAUUGCAGUUGCUAGUUCGGGACUGGAGCUUCCCUUACGACUAUGCCUACGGCGACGAGGGCGGCAGACAGCUGCUCGCUAAAAGACUUGCAAUAAGCGAGAACCAACACCAUGAAUUGCAAUCACUAAGGAAGCACAUUAUCAGCUGUUUCGAAGAGAUUGCCUGUUUCUUGAUGCCACAUCCAGGUCUCACCGUCGCCACCAAUCCCAACUUUAAAGGGGAUUUAACUGACAUAAGUGAUGAAUUCAAACAAUGUCUCAAACAAUUUGUUCCGAUGCUGACUGCUCCAGAAAAUUUGAUCAUUAAAAAAAUCGGGGGACAAAAAGUCAAGGCAAAAGACAUGAUGCUUUAUUUCAAGUCGUACAUGAAUAUCUUCAAUGGAUCGACACUUCCCGAACCCAAAACUAUCUUAGAGGCUACAGCAGAAGCAAAUAAUCUAUCAGCCGUGGCCGAAGCGAAGGAAGUAUAUGAGAGGUUGAUGGAAGAGGUAGCUGGCGGGGCGAAGCCCUACCUGUCUCCUGGCAUGCUGGCCACAGAGCAUCGCCGCGCUCGGGAUAAAGCACUUCACUCCUUCCACUCCAAAAAGAAAAUGGGAGGAGAUGAAUUCAGUGACAGAUACAGCGAAAAAUUGACUAAGGAACUAGACGAACAGUAUGAAGAGUACAGAUUGCGUAACGACGAUAAGAAUGUGCUACGUCGGCUCGGCACGGCGCUGGUGCUGGCGGGCGCGGCGCUGGCGGCCUGGCUGCUGGCGCUCUGCGCGGGCGUCCUGGGCCUCGCCGCGGUGGAGCUGCUGGCCAACACUGCGGCCAUCGCUUGUGUCAUACUGCUCAUACUGUGGGGAUAUUCUAGGGCAACAGGAAAUUUGGCAGAGUUAACCCAGAUUCUGGAUGAAAACGCUAUUAUGGUAUUGGACGCGUUCAGUAAACAGGUGGGUCAGCAGAUGUUGGCGGCCGACUAUGAUAAAUCCACAGAUAAAAAGCAAUCA
This is a messenger RNA of Brenthis ino (lesser marbled fritillary), 1608 nucleotides long. The record is from the annotation of a GenBank genome assembly. NCBI's taxonomy places the organism in Eukaryota, Metazoa, Arthropoda, Insecta, Lepidoptera, Nymphalidae.